Abrus precatorius (Indian licorice) is the source of this 4500-nucleotide messenger RNA. Its product is annotated as ubiquitin carboxyl-terminal hydrolase 24. Gene Ontology annotation, molecular function: cysteine-type endopeptidase activity; cysteine-type deubiquitinase activity. The record is from RefSeq and is a predicted model, not a curated record. The transcript is spliced from 7 exons. Gene Ontology annotation, cellular component: cytosol; nucleus. Bases 438 to 2045 code for a protein of 535 amino acids. Gene Ontology annotation, biological process: protein deubiquitination. NCBI's taxonomy places the organism in Eukaryota, Viridiplantae, Streptophyta, Magnoliopsida, Fabales, Fabaceae.
AUUGCAAAACAUGCUAUAAAUAGAAAAAUACAUUAUUUAAUGUAAAAAGAAUGGCAUAUAUGAGCGGAGUUUGAGGCAAGAAGAAGGGGCGCAGUGGUAUUCUUAGUUGUUUCUUACACCUUCAAUCACAGCACAAACCCUAACCCUAAAUCGUCAUCUCCAAAUUCAGAGGCUUUUGCGUUGCUCGUUCUGUCGAUGCUCGGUGUUGGUGCUACGAAGGCUCAAACGGGGAGGGUUCCUUUGUUAAAUGCUCUCUCUCUUCAUUCUCUGCUCUCUCUUUUCCCCUUUCAUGUCUUCAAUCGCAGCCUUUACUCCUUCAGGGUCUCCAAAAACCCUACUUUUUGAUUUUCAUCCCUUCUCUAUACCCAACUCUUUCACUCCGAAUUUUAUACUCAAUUUCUGCUUCCCGUGUCUACAACUUCCCUCUCGUGAUCAACAUGAGUGAUUCUAAGAUGAUAGUUUUCGGCUCAUUCACUGAAGAUGAAACCCGAUCAUUGCUGUUAAAGCCGACUUCUGGGAGAAAUGAAACGCCUGUGGAGAAGAAUGAGCUGCAAUUUGGUUCUCUGAAUUCCGUUACUGUUGAAUCAAGCAACUUGCUAAAUUCAUCGAAAGCACCAGAUAGUGAUCCUCCCUCUGAUUCUCAGAAAUGUAAUGGAGUGAAAACUGAUAGUUACAAUUCACCUAAUGUAUCAGGAACAAUCAAAGAGAAUGGCAGCAUUACCAAUUUCUCCCCUAGCCCCACGAGCAUCAUUACUGUAAAUGAAGUUGAAGAAAAUAACGAGAAUUCUUUUACAUUACUUGGUGAAGGUAGUCCCUCGAACAAGUUUACAAAUUUGAGCCUAGAUGUUUCUGAGGCUGGAAGCUUGAAGAAUGUACAAGAAACUAGAGGUGGUGAUUAUUCUUCAUCAAAAUUAUCUGAUCAAGACCCCAAAAAGGCAACCAAUGGGCAUGCUGUUAUGCAUGCUAGAAAUCUGCUGCCUCGAGGCCUUAUUAACCCUGGCAAUCUGUGCUUUCUUAAUGCAACUAUGCAGGCUCUCUUGUCAUGUUCACCUUUUGUUCAGCUAUUACAGGAAAUAAGAACUCGCAACCUUCCCAAGGUUGGGUAUCCCACGUUGGCGGCAUUUGCAGAGUUUAUAACCCAAUUUGACAUGCCAAGCACUACAAAAUUAAAGCAGAAAGAUGCCGAUACUUUUGAGUCUGGAAGGCCAUUUUGCCCUGUUAUGUUUGAAAGUGUUUUAAAAAAUUUUACUCGGGACGUGGCAGAUAGCUUUUCAGGAAGACCAAGGCAGGAAGAUGCUCAGGAAUUUCUGAGCUUUGUAAUGGAUCAAAUGCAUGAUGAAUUACUGAAGCUUAAAGGACCGUCUUCAAGUCUUAAUGGUAGCAAAUCUUCUCUGGUUUCUUCUGUGGAAGAUGAUGAAUGGGAAACUGUGGGGCCAAAGAAUAAAUCUGCUGUAACAAGGACUCAAAGCCUUGUUCCAUCAGAAUUAAGUGGUAUAUUUGGAGGACAGCUUAGAAGUUUGGUGAGAGCUAAAGGAAAUAGAGCUUCUGCCACUGUUCAACCAUAUCUCCUGCUCCAUCUUGACAUUUAUCCAGAUUCUGUUCAUACCAUCGAGGAUGCACUUCACUUGUUUUCUGCACCAGAAACCUUGGAAGGGUAUCGAACAUCACUCACUGGAAAGGCUGGUGUCGUGACUGCAAGAAAAUCUGUACAAAUAGUGACACUCCCAAAAAUAUUGAUAUUGCACCUGAUGCGUUUUGGUUAUGGAAGCCAGGGAAGCACCAAGUUGCAUAAGCCUGUGCACUUUCCUCAUGAGUUCGUAUUUGGUCGUGACUUGCUCGUUUCACCUUCUACAGAGGGUCGAAGGUAUGAACUUGUUGCUACGAUUACUCACCAUGGAAAGGAGCCUUCAAAGGGGCACUACACGGCUGAUGCUCAAUACUCCAACGGUCGGUGGCUACGAUUUGAUGAUGCAUCUGUCUUUGCCAUUGGAGCAAAUAAGGUGCUGCAUGAUCAGGCAUAUGUCCUUUUCUACAAACAGAUGUGAAUGUGAACAUAAUACAAAUGUUGUUCUGUCGAUAUUUACUCCCUUUUGCACCUGAGAGAAAAACAUCACUCCCCUUUGAGGAAGGAUUGGCAAUUGAUUAAUGCCCUGUAUGGAGAAAAUGUGAGUGAUUUUUUAUUAGUUGGUCAAGCUCAAUGUGAAUUGCUCUGGGGUCAGAUUGCUAAGGUGUCAUAAAUGGUGGAUCCAAUCUAGUUUGUGAUAAGAGUAAUUGUUGUAACAUUCUUUUUCUUGUCAUUUUGAACUGGAGAAGUUUUGUAAUCCUAGUUUAGUAAAUGGACAUGUAUUUAUGGUAACAGAUUAAAGGCUUAUAAGAAUGCUGCAGAUUAUGAAGUCCCACUGGCUUGCUAGAGAUUGGGAUCUAAAGCUAUGAAACUUCAGCUCUGAUUUUUUUCUCGUUGAUUUGGUGCUGAAUAUUACUGUUUUUUUUUUUUUAAUUAAUGAAUGGACCUUUGAAUUUCCAGAUGCUUUGUUAAAAUCAAAAUGGACAUUGGCUUAUCCUGUCAAAUCCAGGCGUUCAAGUUCAAUUGUUAAAUUCUGCGCUUUUCCACCGUGUCCUAGCUUCUUACCCAUGAUACACCAUUUUUUUUAGGGUCAAUAUGUUACAAAGCAUUGUUUUGUUCAUCGUUUACCCAGCAAUUGACUUGAGUUUCCCAAGCGAUGGGGCCAUUCGGGCUCAGGAAAAAGCAGCCCCAAAAUUUUCUACACAUUUUGGGUGGCCCUUCUUCCAUGCUUCCUUGUUUCCUUUUGGGUCAACCAUGCUUUCUUGUUUCGGGUUCUUCCACUUUGAAGGAUUAGUUGAAACAUGUUCUUAAUUUCUCACACUGAAUUGGCAGACCAUAUUUUAAUUCAAAAAGUGCAUCGUAAAGUCCAACCUAUCUUUCAUUUAAAAUUGUUACUUUUCCGAAUACCUUAUAGCCUGAAAUAUUUAUGAAAACUAGUGACUUUCAAAUUAGUCCGCAGGCAGGCUGCACCUGCAAUGAAUUACUUUCGAAUUUCCUACUUGAUUUCUUUCUCAUGGCUCUCAGACUUGCAUCAUUGUUCUGCUCACAAAAAGAAUAGGACAGCAUCUUUUGAUAUUUUAAGAAUAAACAAAGGGAAGAACCAAAACGGCUACUCAUUUACAUCAAUGGAAUAUACCAUUUUUUAUGUUUUUUAAUGUGGUCCAAACCCAGCUUACAAAAGUAUUGCUUCAGGAGAGCUAAAGAAAUUAGGUUGUCCUGCGUGCUGGUUAGUGAAUGGUGGCUUUUUAUAUAAUUUUAAGCAAUGACUUCCCUUUCCCUUGUUUUUAAGACUUUCCGUGGUCCAUCCAAAUAAAUAUGUUUCUUUUGUACCAAAUGGACGGUGAAAGAGCGUCAAGCUUACUCUUACAUUUAGGCACAAAGGAUCUCCCAGUCGUUAAAGUCAGUAACUUCUCACAUUACUUCUGCAGAAACAACAUCCCCGGAGUAUUUUAUAUAUAAGAGAACAUAAACUUGUAACAUUACCUUUUCAAAAGGAAAAACAAAAUUCGCUUACUAAAUUAUGAGUUUACUUUUCAAAGAAUCAGAAAACUGAAUUUUACUUUGGCGGUUCCCAUUGUUUUCUCAAUUCUUCCUUGUUUCUUGCCACUUUUUCUGUCCAGUUACUGAUUUCCAUGAAAGAAUAUCACAAGUUUUGGUAAUCCUUGCUUUGAUCAUGUUUUUCUGCUGAUCUGCAAGAGCAACCAUGCCUCAGUGUUUUAGAGAUGUAAUACAAGAACUAUUGGAUUAUUGGUACAUGACAUGAUAUCAAAAAUGAAAAUUAAGGAAUCCUGCUUCAGGAGGGGGGCACAUUAGAGAUGUAAAUACAUAACCAUUUAUAUGUUCACAGGUCCCUUCUACGCUAUCAGAACACGUUUAUACUUGUGUCACAUUUGUCUCGUCUAAAUAAGUAUGUUAAUUUACAUAAUAUACCAAAUCCAGUGACUGAUGAAUACAACAAAAAGACAUCAUAACAAAGAACACAGGAAAAGAUUCCUUGAGUCAUUAAUAACAGAAUUGUUUGUCGCCAGAAUAUAUAUUUUGUUUUUCUAUUCUUAUAGUUAUUUGUUUUAUUUGUUUUGGCUGCUGAAGAGCUUACUUAUAUGAUAUUUGGAAACAUUAAUCUUUUAAACCAAGUGCAAUGCUUUGUAGUCCUUUUCCUAGGUCAAUUAUUGUCCUAAGCGAGCACUUAAAAAAGAUUACAUGUCCAUUAAGCUACGAAUAGAUGCAACGUGGUAAUGCAACCAACAAAAGGACAUAAUUUAUUUCCAUUGAUUGAAUCCUUUAUAGGCAUUAGUUACAAUUGUAUACAAAUAUAAAAAAUGAAAUUUAGAAACAAAGGUAUAACCAAACCACUCUGCUAUGUCCCCCUAAUUUCUUCACUGAAAUAAUAAUAAAAGUAAACCAAGCCCCCUAAUUUCAACCUAAAACUCUACAAU